Messenger RNA from Trematomus bernacchii (emerald rockcod), 2536 nucleotides. It is a transcript of the gene pitx2, whose product is annotated as paired-like homeodomain 2. Gene Ontology annotation, biological process: anatomical structure morphogenesis; regulation of transcription by RNA polymerase II. Gene Ontology annotation, cellular component: nucleus. The record is from RefSeq and is a predicted model, not a curated record. The coding region runs from base 365 to 1159 and encodes 264 amino acids. Gene Ontology annotation, molecular function: DNA-binding transcription factor activity, RNA polymerase II-specific; RNA polymerase II cis-regulatory region sequence-specific DNA binding. Lineage: Eukaryota; Metazoa; Chordata; Actinopteri; Perciformes; Nototheniidae. The transcript has 4 exons.
GACAGAAGAGGACGAACCAAGGGGAGACUCGGAUGAAAGCACCUCCUUCGCUAUUUCUACUCGCACCGUAAAUAGAUGGUUAUUUAUGCGCAUAAAUGAAACUAUCCUAAAAGGUAGCACUGCGUCUUUUUUUUGGAUAACAUAGCGGGGAGCCACAUCCACGCCAGACUCACAUUUCCGGACAGAAACUUAGAUUUAAGCUAUACUGGACCUCAGUUUCCUGUAUUUUCGCUAUAAACACAAUUCCUGGUGUCCGAGUGUGUUUGGACGGUGGAAUUAUCUCCAUAUAGAAUAAAACGCCGACGGCUGGGACAGACAAACCCACCGGUGUCUACAACUGAAGCGGUUUCCUUAAAUUGCCAUAAUGGACUCCCACUGCCGCAAACUGGCCACCACCUGCGCGCAAAUAGAAAAAGAAAAGAACCAAAAUAAAAACGACGACUCUUCAGAUGACCCAAAAAAGAAGCGGCAGCGGCGGCAGAGGACUCACUUCACCAGCCAGCAGCUGCAGGAGCUCGAGGCCACUUUCCAGCGGAAUCGCUACCCGGACAUGAGCACGAGGGAGGAGAUAGCCGUGUGGACCAACCUCACAGAGGCCCGGGUCAGGGUUUGGUUCAAGAACCGGCGAGCCAAGUGGAGGAAACGGGAAAGAAACCAACAAGCCGAGCUCUGCAAAAGCGGCUUCGGCCCGCAGUUCAAUGGACUCAUGCAGCCCUACGAAGACAUGUACCCGAGCUACACGUACAACAACUGGGCCGCCAAGGGCCUCACGUCGGCGUCUUUAUCUACCAAAAGCUUCCCUUUCUUCAACUCCAUGAAUGUCAACCCCUUAUCCUCGCAGAACAUGUUCUCGCCGCCCAACUCCAUAUCCUCCAUGACUUCCAGCAUGGUUCCUUCGGCGGUGACCGGGGUGCCGGGCUCCAGCCUCAACAGCCUGAAUAACUUGAACAACCUCAGUAACCCGUCCCUCAACUCGGGGGUGCCCACCUCGGCGUGCCCCUACGCGCCUCCGACCCCCCCUUAUGUGUACAGGGACACUUGUAACUCCAGCCUGGCCAGCCUGAGACUGAAAGCCAAGCAGCACUCGAGUUUUGGAUACGUGCAGAAUCCGGCCGCUAAUCUGAGCGCCUGCCAGUACGCCGUGGACAGACCAGUCUAAUACCUACCUGCACAGCAAACAAUGACCCCCUUAGCAAGUCAUUAUAGGUGUAGUGACGCUAUAAGUGUUGUUUUUCUCUAAAGGGAGUCUGGCAGUGAGAUAAUUGUACUUUUUACACGUGUUUCAGGACAUUUCUUGAUUUUUUCUUGUUGGAUUGUGACUUGCAUUAUUCUCACUUUUUCCAUCAAGUUGUUGCCACUUGUUUCUUGAACAUCCCCACACUCCUUAAAGAAACAAGUGAGACUAUUCCAUCCGUUUAUUUUUUGGGGAAAGCAUUUGAUUUUUAGGGUGAUUACAAGACCUAUUGGUUUGUUAUGGGGGUCAUUUUUUGCAGUGUGUGGGUAAUCACAAACAGCCGGCCACAGGAACAAGAGACUACUACAACUACUUUUUCAUUUUUCAAAAAAGGGCACUAGAAGACUGAACCACUGAAACAAGUUAAACUCCAGGUCGGAGUCAAAACUGAAACGGGAGAUUUUAGGUUUAUUCCCCUUUGAUGAGUCCAGGCCUGCUUCAAACUGCACCACAGUAAACCAAAGGCCUGUUUUAUUCUUCAUAGCUCUUCGUAAGGGUUUUUUUUCUGGUGGAUUUUGGACGUUUAUUGUUGACUGAAAAGGUUGUAUAUAUAUUUGAAUUAUCAUCUCCUGUUUGUUGAAGCGAAUGCGCUAUAACCCUCCAGUCCUCUCCAGGUUCAAUUUAUCAACGCAUGUGAAAAAAAAAAAAAACCUAAAAAGGAAUCAUGUUUUGCUUGCAAACAAAAAGGGAAUGUACAUACUAAAACGCACCAGUUGUGUGUUUCUAACAUAUUAUAAAUUUAUUAUUAAUGUCUGUGUGAAUAUCGACUUAGAAUAGCAAUUCUGGAUAAAAAAAAAAAAAGAAGCAUCAAAAAUGUUCCUGCGACAAAUUAUUUGGUUUUUUGCUCUGUGUAUACUAUUUGGUACGGAAUUAUGUUUGUUUUUUUUCAACAUCCAAAAAAACUAUUGUGUUUUAUUUAAUGGAAGUAAAUAUAUUGUUCAAAAACAUUCUGAUGUUAUUGAAUCUUUGUGUUGGUAGUCUGUUAGUGGAGUGUAAAGCAAUGACAGUCUGUCUAUAGCCUUUCGAUUAUGUGAGGUGCUUGUGCGGCUAAUCUAUAGAGGAAAACAAUGGCCGCUCCAAUACACAUUGGCGAGAUGCUCCGUCAGAUUAACUGCUGAAUACAUGUCUGCCUGCCCGGCCAAGAUGGGCACUGGGGCUUGAAAUAACACGGGAAUCAACAAACAGGAGGGGGACCACACAAUGGCGACAACAGUCCAUUAGGGUUUGUUAUUUCUUCCAGUGUUUGAACUCAGGAGAGAUUGUAGUUCCCUUAAGGGGAUUAUUAUGGAAACGUUCACAAUA